This is a messenger RNA of Diaporthe citri, 1242 nucleotides long. RefSeq lists its product as uncharacterized. The transcript has 3 exons. Bases 1 to 1242 code for a protein of 413 amino acids. Lineage: Eukaryota; Fungi; Ascomycota; Sordariomycetes; Diaporthales; Diaporthaceae. The record is from RefSeq and is a predicted model, not a curated record.
AUGGCUUCCCAAUCAUUGCCCGGUCAUGCGCGUCAGCUCACGUUUGGUGUCGAAUUCGAGUUUCUUGUGGCAAGACGUCCGGCUGACCUAGUUCCGCACUCCAAAGAUACAAGAUGGACUGUCCCAUCCGGCAUGUUGGGGAAUUCAAACAAGAAUUCGGCAAAUACACAGGCGCAGGAUUUCAUCAAGUCCCUACUGGCCAACAACGGAGUUCCAGCCCUCAGUAAACAUCGGUAUGGACUUUCGGACAUCGCGUACGUCCGGAGUGAGAUAGAUUCGCAAGGAGUUCAGCCACCUCCCGAACCCAAUCGAGUUGCAGUUCACGCUUUCUGGAUGGUCUCAGAUGACCCGAGUAUCCAAAUGAUCGAGGGAGAAGACAUUGACGGGUACCAAUAUGAGGAUGUUGAAGUGGCAUCCCGAAUCCUCCAAGAGUCAAACUUCCACGAGGUGGAAAAGGUUUACUCCCUGAUCCAGAACGCCAUCAAGACUCAGGUCAACUCUUCUUGCGGCCUGCACUACCACGUCGGCAUCAAGCACUUAUCGCUAGAGUCUGUCAAGAAGCUGGUGACGCUGCUGAUGGUGGUGGAGGACACCGGCCUCUUCCAGAGGAUCUGCGCGCAACACCGCUCUUCCCCAGCCAACCACUAUUGCCAGCCUGUCUCGAAGCUCAGCAGAGCCGUGAUGCGGCGGGACAGCCCGUCCAGUGGCCUCGUGAACUACAGCCUCGCAACGCACCUCCCACAGCAACACGGCAUCUCGCGCGACCUGCUCCCGGCCCUCGCCUGCAUCUGGCACUGCGUCAGCGUGGACGAGAUCGCGAAGCAGACACGCACCUGCAACGACGGCGCCAGCGCCGCCUCCGGGUUCAACGGCCGCGGGGGCUUCGCGGUCAGGAAAUCCAUCGUGGAGCUCAGCAUCGAGGGGGAUCUUGUCGGCACCGACCCGACCGUCGAGUUCCGGUACAAGGAGUCCACGGGCAGCGCCCGGGAGGACUACCACUGGCUGCAGCUGUGCCUGAGCCUUGCCCGAGGGGCUGAGUGGCCGCGAGAUCGAUUUCGCGCUGCGCUGGGUGUUUUGUCCACCGCGAACAGCUUGGAGGGCCUGCUGAAUGGUCUCGGUGUUGGAGAGAACGAAGUGCGGUGGUGGUCGGAAAUAGCGAGACGUCAUCGUGAUCACCCAGCCCCGUCGAAGAAAACGGAGUUUCUGAAGCCCGAGAAUGUCUCGAGUUCUGGCGUUGUCUAA